AUGAUCCUAUCCGUCCAACCGAUCAUCGGACCAAAGGGGCCGAACUAUGUCAACACCAGUGGGCACUCACUGACAACCCGAAUGUUGUACAGUGUGAUCCCCUCCGAACUUUACUGCGGCGAUCUCACCUUGGACACGUUGUUGGAUGACAUGGUCGCCGACCUGACCAGGAUGUAUGAGGAUGGGCUGGAAGUUCAAGUCAAGAAUGCCCCGGCCCGGUUCCGGCUCGUCUUGCUAGCUGUGAAGGGUGACUGGCCCUUCCUACGCAAAUCCAUGAAAUUGGAGGACUGGUUCGAUUUCAGCAAAGCUGCUUAUGAUCGCAACCAUGCCAAAGUUCUGCCCAGUCGCUCACUGCAGGCUUCCCUCGACCAGGCAUACAUAGAUUACCGAGAUUACUGUCAUCGAUCUGGCAAGUCGACAUCCAUUACGAAUUUCAGUCUGCAGACGUUGAAGGUGGAGACGAGCCUGGGUUGUUAC
Messenger RNA from Symbiodinium natans, 477 nucleotides. The record is from the annotation of a GenBank genome assembly. Lineage: Eukaryota; Dinophyceae; Suessiales; Symbiodiniaceae.